This is a messenger RNA of Marasmius oreades (fairy-ring Marasmius), 1035 nucleotides long. RefSeq lists its product as uncharacterized. The record is from RefSeq and is a predicted model, not a curated record. Lineage: Eukaryota; Fungi; Basidiomycota; Agaricomycetes; Agaricales; Marasmiaceae. The transcript has 11 exons. Gene Ontology annotation, molecular function: aldehyde dehydrogenase (NAD+) activity. Bases 1 to 1035 code for a protein of 344 amino acids.
AUGAACCCUACGGAGUCGUGGGUCAAAUCAUUCCCUGGAACUCGCCCUUUGUACCUUAUGGUUGCGUUCAAAAUCGCACCAGCCCUUUCAACCGGCAAUGUUUGCGUGUUGAAGCCUUCGGAAAUUGCUCCGUUGACCUCACAAAAAAUGGCGAGUCUUAUCAACGAAGCUGGGUUCCCUCCUGGCGUUGUGAACAUCAUCAAUGGAUACGGACACACCGUAGGAGCAGCGAUUUCUUCACAUCCCAAAAUCGCCAAGAUCGCAUUCACGGGGAGUACCCUAACAGGAAGGAAGAUCCAGGAAGCAUCGGCGAGAUCUAACCUCAAGGUCGUUUCGUUGGAGCUCGGCGGGAAAUCCCCUAACAUAAUCUUCGAAGACGCAGACUUUGAACAGGCUGUCAAAUGGGCUGUCGUUGGGAUCUACACAAGCGCCGGCCAGAGCUGCAUGGCAGGCUCACGAAUCUUCGUCCAAGAAUCCAUUUACGACAAGUUCGUGGAGGCAUUCAGAAAGGCCGCCGAGGCACGAAAAACUUAUACUGGAAACCCUUUCGAUCAGGCGACGCAACAAGGGCCUCAGGUUUCUCAGAUUCAGUUUGAUCGUGUCAUGUCCUAUAUCGAUUCUGCGAAAACCGAGGGUGCCACUAUUUCUACUGGUGGGCAGCGGCAUGGAAACGAGGGAUUCUUCAUCCAGCCUACGAUCAUUACGGAUUGUAAGCCCGAGAUGAAGGUUGUUCGAGAAGAGAUUUUUGGACCUGUUGCUGUCGUGAUCAAGUUCAAGACGGAGGAAGGAAAGUACUUACUAACCGUUUAUUUGAACGCGGGUGGGGUGUUUACGGAAAACAAUAGUCGGGCUGUUAGAGUGUCUCAUGCUUUGCAGGGUGGAAGUAUUUUCGUCAAUUGCUACGGUUCGAUUGAUCCCAGUCUUCCGUUUGGAGGAUACAAACAAUCAGGAAUUGGGAGGGAGAUGGGAGAGUACGCUUUGGAAACUUACACUCAAGUUAAAGCGGUACAUGUCAACUUGAGUCUCAAGAUUUGA